Arabidopsis arenosa is the source of this 1484-nucleotide messenger RNA. NCBI's taxonomy places the organism in Eukaryota, Viridiplantae, Streptophyta, Magnoliopsida, Brassicales, Brassicaceae. The record is from the annotation of a GenBank genome assembly.
AAGUUCAGAAUUUAUAUCUCACUUGGUAAGUGUCUACCUUUUGUCAUUUUGGCUGUGACCUUUUAUAAUCUGUAGAUAACAAUUUAAUCUAACUAUCAUAUUUUACUAGUUUCUUUCUUCAAGCCCAAAACGUGAAAGCUGCUGUGAUGUGAUUCAUUCAUUGGGUUUUUUGCUGAUUUUAACUUGUUUUUUUCUUCAUGCAUUUCUUUCGAUGCUCUCUUUAUCGCAUCUUGCAGAUGAGCUCGGGAAAUUUAGGGACCUUGUAGUUGAGUCAAAAGAUAAAGGUGUAGAGAUAGUUGCUGCUGUGGCGAAACAAAUGCUUGAUAAGCACAUGUUUAUCUUUGGAGCUGUGGAGGAAACUUCUGCAACCAUGAAACUUAAUCAAUUAACAGAGCUACAGAACGCACGUGUGCGGUUUGCCUAUGAUAGGUUAAUCUCUGACACUACUAUUGAGCAAUUUAUUCAUUUGGAUAUGGGUAAGGAAGUUAAUCUGAAUUCCCUAGAUAAAAUAUCUAUAGAAUAUGCAGAGGCCAAGAAGCGUGCGAUCGAAGGUAGGUUUUGCGUCAAUCGGACUCUGUAUCAAAAUGUUUAUUUUUCUGGUUCUCACGAUGAAUUUUUGAUUAGGGUGGCGAGAUUCCAAUUACGAUUAGGGAGAACAGUGAACAAGAAUACCGGAGUUCAAGAAAUACCCAAAACCUUUUUCAUUGGUUAUGCCUUGCCAGGUGUUUUCAAAAUGUCUCAGAGUACUUUCAUGGGAAAAAAUAUGGGAGAGAGAAGGGCUGGGCUCAUGGUUCCAAAGAGGAGGAUAAAAAUCUCGCAUUUCGACAAUUCAGCCUUGAUACUCAAAGACAUUGAUUGGACGGCAUAUGAACCCUCAGAAUUUGAUUUUGAGACGGAGGAAGAUAUUGUGGAGGUUCUGAAGAUGGAGCCUCUUCACUUUGAUCACUGGAUGAGUUUUAAAGGAGAGGUAACUCAGGUGACAAGGCAGGAAACAAGACAUGAAGCGAAGGUUUCAGGUGGGUAUAAGGGGAAGAUUGUUGCGGAUGCUCAUAACGAUGACCGGAAACGGUCUCAACCUGGAAAUCAUAAUGCUUCAACGGAUGUUGCUGCGGUUGGUGUGGAAGUUGAGUCGCUAAGCAGUAAGGAGGUUAAUCCGGAGGAGGGUGAAAUUACAACAUCUAAGUUGCAAGAGAAUGAUACGGAAAAGGCUAGUAAUUUGCGCAAUGCAAAUAGAGAAGCAGGUUUGUCUGAUUACACUCUGAACAAGACCAAUGAGGUCGAAGAGACUGCUGACGAUUCACGAGAUGCAUCCGAAAUGGUAGAAGAGGCUAGUUCGGAUAUGAUGGUGUCAAAAGUAGAUGUUGGGAGCGCAGAUUUGGGUAGGGAUGGGGAUAUGGAGACAUCUCGAAAUCUAAAAGGGAGUGUGCUUCUCAUGGGUAUUGCCUCGUCUCAUUGUUAAGACUUAAGAAAUAGUAGUAUCCCUG